Molecule: messenger RNA, 3272 nt
Organism: Ahaetulla prasina
Lineage: Eukaryota; Metazoa; Chordata; Lepidosauria; Squamata; Colubridae
Gene: SLU7
Product: SLU7 homolog, splicing factor
Exons: 16
Coding region: 49-1908 (619 amino acids)
Biological process (GO): mRNA splicing, via spliceosome
Cellular component (GO): spliceosomal complex
Molecular function (GO): pre-mRNA 3'-splice site binding
Source: RefSeq, a predicted model, not a curated record
GAGCGUUUUUAAACUAAGAGCGCGGCCCCUUUAAGGAGUAGCGAGAAGAUGGGCGCGCUGCAUUGUGGGAAGCGGAAAGACACCGGAAGUGAGAGGCUUAAUGAGCGUCGUAGGUCCUGUGACGCAGGAAGGCUGAUCUGCGGCUUGGGCCAAAGAACAGAAUCUGGGAACAUGGAAACUAUAGCUGCUAAUCCUCCUGGAGGAUCAAAUGGCUUGGAAGAACCCAAGAAGAUGACAAGAGAAGAUUGGAGGAAGAAGAAGGAAUUGGAAGAACAACGAAAACUGGGAAAUGCACCAGCUGAAGUCGAUGAAGAAGGAAAAGACAUCAAUCCUCAUAUUCCCCAGUAUAUUUCCUCAGUACCAUGGUACAUAGAUCCUUCAAAAAGGCCUACACUGAAACAUCAGAGACCUCAACCAGAGAAACAAGAAGAAUUUACAUCACUAGGAGAAUGGUAUAAGCGAGGAGUUAAAGAGAAUGCUGUUGCAACCAAAUAUCGUAAAGGUGCUUGUGAGAACUGUGGUGCAUUGACCCAUAAAAAGAAAGAUUGCCUAGAGAGACCUAGAAAAGUUGGAGCAAAAUUUACAGGAACUAACAUUGCAGCAGAUGAGCAUAUGCAGCCUCAAUUGAUGUUUGACUAUGAUGGGAAAAGAGACCGUUGGAAUGGUUAUAACCCAGAAGAGCAUAUGAAGAUUGUGGAAGAAUAUUCCAAGGUUGAUCUAGCUAAACGCACACUCAAAGCUCAGAAACUGCAGGAGGAACUGGCUUCAGGAAAACUGACGGAGCAAGUGAACUCCCCACGUCAUCGAUGGGGAGAAGAGGAACCAAAUUCACAAACGGAAAGAGAUCAUAACAGUGAAGACGAAGAUGAAGACAAAUAUGCAGAUGACAUUGAUAUGCCUGGACAGAAUUUUGACUCCAAAAGACGCAUUACAGUCCGAAACUUGCGAAUUCGAGAGGACAUUGCUAAAUACCUACGGAAUCUAGAUCCCAAUUCUGCCUACUAUGAUCCUAAAACCAGAGCAAUGAGGGAGAAUCCUUAUGCCAAUGCAGGCAAGAAUCCAGACGAAGUCGGUUAUGCAGGAGAUAACUUCGUGCGUUACACGGGGGCUACCAUUUCUAUGGCCCAAACUCAGUUAUUCGCCUGGGAGGCCUAUGAAAAAGGCUCUGAAGUUCAUCUUCAAGCAGAUCCUACAAAACUUGAACUCUUGUACAAAUCCUUCAAAGUGAAAAAAGAAGACUUUAAACAUGAGCAGAAAGAAAGCAUCUUGGAGAAGUAUGGAGGUCAAGAACAUCUGGAUGCCCCACCAUCUGAAUUGUUACUUGCUCAGACAGAAGACUAUGUGGAAUAUUCUAGACAUGGAACAGUUAUUAAAGGUCAAGAGAAGGCUGUUGCUCGCUCUAAAUACGAGGAGGAUGUAAUGAUCAACAACCACACAUGUAUUUGGGGUUCUUACUGGAAAGAAGGAAGAUGGGGAUAUAAAUGCUGCUACUCAUUUGUCAAGUUUUCAUAUUGUACAGGAGAAGCUGGAAAGGAAAUUGCUAAUGCCAGUGAAGAAUUGCCAAAUGAAGUGUGUGAGGAGGAGCAGUUAACCAAACCCAAAACACUAAUGGAGAUACACCAACAUAAACAAAAAGAAGAAAAGAAGAAGAAAAAGAAAAAGCAUAAGAAGAGUACAAGUUCUGAUAGUGAGGGAGAGGACAGAAAGAAACAAGAGAAAUUGAAAAAGGCACUGAAUGCAGAAGAAGCCCGUCUCCUUCAUGUGAAAGAAAUCAUGCAAUUGGAUGAGAGAAAGAGACCAUACAAUAGCAUGUAUGAAAACCGAGAACCAACAGAGGAGGAAAUGGAAGCGUACCAAAUGAAGCGCCAGCGACCAGAUGACCCCAUGGCCUCUUUUCUGGGGCAGUAGUUUUGGGCAAAAGACUUGCAAGCUCAUAGGACUUGUAUAUAGGCAUCUAAACAGAUAAAUGUUGUAUGUGAGUCACUUUCCCUAAGCAAGUUGUCAGCUGAUGCCCUGUUCUUUCGCAUCAUAUUUACACAUGGCCCAGCCAGCCUAGAACUCUGAGUAAAAAAACAAAAAAAAAGGUGAGCCAGUGUUUUUUGUUGAGCAGGUUUACUCAAGUCCUUGGAAAUUAUAGUGCUGAGUUUUUAAAAAAACUUGAUUAGAAGAUUCAGUAGAUAUUGCAAAUAUCAAACAGCACACAGUUGUUAGGGUCUGUUUCAAAAAUACAUAAUUGUUUACUUCCCUGAAUAGAUUAAAGAUGACUUUGAGGAAAACUACCUGAAUCUAAUAGAAUUCCACAAUUCUGAAAUGUUUUUCAGUUUCUUAGCAGAAUUUAUUUUAGGAUUCCAGCUAUUAAAAGUGGUUCUAAUAUUUCACUUCUAAUAGGGUACUUUAUUCUGUCACAGUUAAAGAUUCUGUUUUCCUAUAGAUUGUGGAUCAUAUUGGCCUGGGAUUUGGCGGGUUGUAGUGUCACAUCAUCAGAAUGGCAUGACGUUGAAGGAAUCUCUUCUACAUUCUUUUAAAAGCAUUUUGAUUUUGAAUAAUUUUCAACUUAGUAAUUAUUAUUUUGGAAUUCAAGAAUGAGGAAUUCAAAUUCUUAUAAAUUUGGAAAUGCUCUAAUUCUAACUCUGAUGUUUUAAUAACAUUGAAUCUUGUGGCACCAAAGCUAGUUCAUUAAUUGUAACAUAGGGCUAGAAUAGAUUGACUGUGCCUAGUCAAACUGAGGAGCUCAAAUUGGAGGGAGGUUUUGCCACGUUGACAUGGCAAGCUUGAAGUUAAUGAAAUGCAGAGUACUGUCCAACAUUAAUAUGUAAUGCUCAAUUGAGAAGUAAAAUGGAUAUAUUAGUUAAUGUGUAAUUGCUAAACUUCUUGGCUUUAGUAUUUAAUUGUAGAAGAAAAAAGUCAUUUUGAAGUAAUUCUAAAUGAAUACUUGGCAGUAUACAUUAGAUUAAUAAUUUUUCCCUGCAUAGUGGGAAAUUCCUAAGGCUGCUGCUUAUUGCUGUUUUUUAUAUGGCUUUCUUUUGACCAAAGUUAUCCCUCUGGUUAUAAUAGAAAGGCAUUGCUGACAAGUGGUGAGAUACCUUUUAUAUAUAGGUAAAAAUGCAAUUGGACCCUCAAAAAGAAGAUGCAGAAAAUAAUAGAGAAUAUUUUGACAUUUGUAAUUGUAGCAUAGACAAAAAAAAUCCCAUUUUGAAAUGUAUUAUUCCAAAAAUGUAUAAAUAUUUUUACAUAAGCUUUUUAUUGCCUCAGUUUUAAAAAGUUUUAAAAUU